GACACGAGUAACACAGACAGAAACAUCUGCGAGUGUGGCACUGAACACACUUGUCUGUGGGGGAAACGAAAUGUGCAGCGGAUUGUUACUGUAACAAACAACAUUUCUUGUUUCAAUGUAUUUGUCUCAGGAAUAUAGUGAUGUGGAGACUCCUGUCGUGGAUGUUUGUGACAGCCAGUUUGCAUCAGGCCAGUUCCCAAAACUCCACAGACUCUCCUCUUAUGACCACAGAUUUGGACCCUUAUAACCGGAAUCGAUACUGCAAAUGGCCCUGUAAGUGCCACAAGAGUGCCCCUGUGUGUCCACCCGGGGUCAGCCUGCUGACAGACGGGUGUGACUGCUGCAAGGCCUGUGCCAAGCAGGUGGGGGAGACAUGUAAUGAGAGAGAUACCUGUGACUAUCAUAAAGGACUUUACUGUGACUACAGUGCUGACAAGCCAAGAUACGAAAAAGGAGUGUGUGCAUUUGUUAUGGGAACAGGCUGUGAAUAUAACGGUGUAAUCUACCAUAAUGGCAAAAGCUUCCAACCCAAUUGUAAGUACCGUUGUCUCUGUGUAAAUGGGGCGAUUGGGUGUGUGCACCUCUGUACUGAGUCCCAGCCACCCCGGGUAUGGUGUCAGUCACCCAAGCGAGUGAAAAUUCCAGGCCAGUGCUGCGAGAAAUGGAUCUGCGAAGAGUCCCGUAAACCGCGCAAGACCAACCCAAGACAUGCCCCUGAAGAGGUGUCUCUUACCACCAAUGAUAUUUGGGAUAAAAAUUGCAUUACCCAGACUACCCCAUGGAGUCCCUGUUCAAAGACUUGUGGGCGGGGCAUAUCCAUGCGCAUUUCUAAUGACAACGCUGAAUGUGUGAUGGAGAAAGAGAGUCGACUGUGUAAUCUCCGACCCUGUGAGGUGGACAUCACCAAGCACUUUAGACUGGGUAAAAAAUGCCUGAACAUCUAUCGUGAGCCAAAGUUUCAGAACUUUACCAUCUCAGGCUGCGUCAGUAAGAAGUCGUAUUGGCCAAAGUACUGUGGAGUCUGUACUGAUGAGCGCUGCUGCAUCCCCUACAAGUCCAAGACCAUUGAGGUGGAGUUUGAGUGUCCUAAUGGAUCUGUCUUUACCUGGAAAUACAUGUGGAUCAACGCCUGCUUCUGCAACCUCUCCUGCAGGAAUCCAAAUGAUAUCUUUGCAGAUCUGGAGCAAUACUAUGAGUUCAAUGAGAUUAUUAACUAAUACAUUAACAAAGAAUAAGAUACAAUCUUAAGAGUUGAGAUAGAGUCUAUCAAAGUGCAUCCAUGCUCAUACUGUGACAGUAUCAGUGAUUCAUUGCUUCACUUAAUUCAUAUGCUUUAUGGUACAGAAAAGACACUGUUACACAUAUUGAGAUGACUUGUAAGAGGAAAUGUUUGUUCAAACUGAAGGACAUUAUGGUACAAGAUGAUUUCUUAUGGAUGUAUGAAUGAAUUCAAUGUAUUCAAUUUAAAAAGUCCUGGGACUUUAAAAAUGUCCUGUGGCCUUUUUGCUACAAAUGUACAGUAAAGACUAUGCAAAGAUUCUUUAAUCUUUCAAAUUCUUUACAGACUGUCCACAUUAAAUUACAUUUUUGUUACAUUUUAUAUAUUUUUUGCUUGGAUAUGCAAAAUAUGUUACAAAUAUUUUAUUCGAAUGAUAUUUAUGGCUCUGUCAUGUAUAUUUGUAUGAAAAACAUACUAGAGAAAUGACAUUUAACUGUUUGUUAUUCAGCUAUAUAAUUGCCAAAA
Messenger RNA from Myxocyprinus asiaticus (Chinese sucker), 1744 nucleotides. RefSeq names its product CCN family member 4-like. Lineage: Eukaryota; Metazoa; Chordata; Actinopteri; Cypriniformes; Catostomidae. Gene Ontology annotation, cellular component: extracellular matrix; extracellular region. Gene Ontology annotation, molecular function: heparin binding; integrin binding. The record is from RefSeq and is a predicted model, not a curated record. The transcript is spliced from 5 exons. Gene Ontology annotation, biological process: cell adhesion; signal transduction. The coding region runs from base 141 to 1217 and encodes 358 amino acids.